This is a messenger RNA of Triplophysa dalaica, 3022 nucleotides long. RefSeq names its product Sec23 homolog A, coat complex II component (gene sec23a). The coding region runs from base 118 to 2415 and encodes 765 amino acids. The record is from RefSeq and is a predicted model, not a curated record. Gene Ontology annotation, molecular function: GTPase activator activity; zinc ion binding. Lineage: Eukaryota; Metazoa; Chordata; Actinopteri; Cypriniformes; Nemacheilidae. The transcript is spliced from 20 exons. Gene Ontology annotation, cellular component: COPII vesicle coat; endoplasmic reticulum exit site. Gene Ontology annotation, biological process: COPII-coated vesicle cargo loading; COPII-coated vesicle budding; intracellular protein transport.
CCGACUCCAUGUUGCGCGGCUGGGUCACCCGCUCGGGAGCGCGCAUGAGCCCGUGAGCGUGCUGUCACUGGCUGAGAGUGUCUGAGGCACAUAAUCAACACUUCAGAGGGUGCUAUCAUGGCGACCUUCCAGGAGUUCAUCCAGCAGAACGAGGACCGUGAUGGCGUCCGUUUCAGUUGGAACGUCUGGCCGUCCAGUCGUCUGGAAGCCACACGUAUGGUUGUUCCGGUGGCAUCACUGUUCACCCCUUUGAAGGAACGUCCAGAUCUUCCUCCGAUCCAGUACGAGCCUGUGCUGUGUAGCCGGGCCACAUGUCGAGCCGUGCUCAAUCCGCUUUGUCAAGUGGAUUACAAAGCAAAACUAUGGGCAUGCAACUUCUGUUAUCAGAGAAAUCAGUUCCCGCCGACUUAUGCUGGAAUAUCGGAGGUCAACCAGCCUGCUGAACUGCUCCCACAGUUCUCCACCAUUGAAUAUGUUGUCCAGCGGGGCACGCAAAUGCCACUGAACAUCUUGUACGUGGUGGACACAUGUAUGGAGGACGAAGAUCUACAGGCGCUGAAAGAGUCUCUUCAGAUGUCCCUCAGCCUGCUGCCUCCCACAGCCCUGGUAGGCCUCAUUACAUUUGGACGGAUGGUCCAGGUGCACGAGCUGGGCUGUGAGGGCAUCUCUAAGAGCUACGUCUUCAGAGGCACCAAAGAUCUCAGCGCUAAGCAGCUUCAGGAGAUGCUUGGGUUGACCAAACCAGCUGCACCACAAGCAGGCAGAGGACCACAACAGCCUCAGGCUCCUCCUUCAAACAGGUUCUUACAGCCAGUACAGAACAUAGAUAUGAAUUUGACUGAUUUGCUGGGAGAGCUUCAGAGAGACCCAUGGCCCGUCACCCAAGGCAAACGUCCACUAAGAUCACUUGGAGUGGCCCUUUCUAUUGCUGUUGGUUUAUUGGAGUGCACUUUCCCUAACACCGGUGCUCGCAUCAUGUCUUUCAUCGGUGGUCCAGCUACUCAGGGUCCAGGCAUGGUGGUGGGAGAUGAACUAAAAAUACCUAUUAGAUCCUGGCAUGACAUUGAGAAAGACAAUGCAAAGUUCAUGAAGAAAGGCACUAAACACUAUGAAGCCUUAGCCAACCGAGCCGCCACCAACGGACACAUUAUUGAUAUUUAUGCCUGUGCUCUGGACCAGACAGGCUUACUCGAAAUGAAGUGUUGCACCAACUACACGGGGGGUUAUAUGGUCAUGGCCGAUUCUUUCAACACAUCUCUGUUCAAGCAAACGUUCCAGAGAGUUUUCACGAAAGACGUGCAGGGCUCCUUUAAGAUGGCACUGGCAGGAACUCUGGAGAUUAAGACUUCAAGAGAGAUUAAGAUUUCGGGAGCGAUCGGGCCGUGCGUCUCUCUGAACGCCAAAGGUCCCUGUGUGUCAGAAAAUGAAAUAGGAACUGGUGGCACAAGUCAGUGGAAGAUUUGUGGACUGGACCCAAGUACAACUCUUGCGUUCUACUUUGAAGUUGUAAAUCAGCACAAUGCUCCUAUACCACAGGGUGGACGUGGAGCCGUACAAUACGUGACCCAGUAUCAGCAUUCAAGCGGACAAAGACGCAUCAGAGUGACCACCGUUGCGAGAAACUGGGCUGACGCUCAGACUCAAAUACAAAGCAUUGCGGCUUCUUUCGACCAGGAGGCCGCUGCCAUUCUUAUGGCUCGUCUAGCCGUUUACAGGGCAGAGACAGAGGAGGGACCUGACGUCCUGCGCUGGCUGGACCGACAGCUCAUCCGCUUGUGCCAGAAAUUUGGAGAUUACCACAAGGACGAUCCCAACUCGUUCCGCUUCUCCGAGACGUUUUCGCUGUAUCCUCAGUUCAUGUUCCACCUGAGAAGAUCUCCUUUCCUGCAAGUGUUCAACAACAGUCCUGAUGAAAGCAGCUAUUAUAGACACCAGUUUAUGAGGCAGGACCUGACCCAGUCUCUGAUAAUGGUACAGCCCAUCCUGUACGCGUACUCGUUCAGCGGACCACCAGAGCCGGUGUUACUGGACAGCAGCAGUAUCUUACCUGACCGCAUCCUCCUCAUGGACACCUUCUUUCAGAUUCUGAUCUACCACGGAGAGACGGUGUCUCAGUGGCGUAAAGCCGGAUACCAGGAGAUGCCCGAGUAUGAGAACUUCAAGCACCUGCUGCAGGCUCCAGUGGACGAUGCCCAAGAGAUUCUUCAGAGCCGCUUUCCUAUGCCACGCUAUAUAGACACAGAGCACGGAGGCAGUCAGGCCCGUUUCCUCCUGUCCAAAGUGAAUCCUUCUCAGACACAUAACAACAUGUACGCAUGGGGUCAGGAGUCCGGCGCGCCUAUUCUUACAGACGACGUGAGUCUUCAGGUCUUCAUGGAUCAUCUCAAGAAGCUGGCGGUGUCCAGUGCUGCCUAGAAAGCCUGAAUAUCCACCGUUGUAACAAUCCUUUGCCUGGCAGCACAAAGUCAGCACAUUAGCAUUGUUGCCUAUUUUCAUUUUACAUUGUGCGUAUAUGAAGCCUAGACCCUAGAAAGUUUAAAAUGAUGAUAAAAAACGGCAAAUUCCACACCCUCUCAACACUACAUACACAUCAUAGCAAACUAUACAUUACUGUUUUUUGACUAAAUUCAGUGUUACAUGUGUAGUGGCCACAUUUAAAUCUGAUGUUUACGAUAACAAAGCUCGGUUAUGAAACCUCAAGUUGAACAGAGGAGGAAACUGGGUCUUGUUUAAGCACACCCGCAGAUGAUAGUUUUGUUUGUCGAGGAGAGUGAACGUGGUGCCGGUGUAGACGAUUAAACGUAAGAGCUUCAACGCUGCCUCUACCCAACAGCACAGAACAAUGCUUUAUUUUUAGACUCCGUACGCAUCCCGCCGACGUUUUCUGUGUCAGUGCCGUCUUUUUCCAAACAGACUUGCGGAAUGUGAAAGCUGCCUCUCCGUCUGCUGCUCUGAUAUUUAUGAUACGUUUGUGGCAGUAUUUGAAUGUUUUGUUUCUAAUAAAAGCGGCUUCAUCACACCA